Scophthalmus maximus (turbot) is the source of this 3914-nucleotide messenger RNA. It is a transcript of the gene arhgap18, whose product is annotated as Rho GTPase activating protein 18. The transcript has 19 exons. Lineage: Eukaryota; Metazoa; Chordata; Actinopteri; Pleuronectiformes; Scophthalmidae. Gene Ontology annotation, cellular component: cytoplasm. Gene Ontology annotation, biological process: regulation of small GTPase mediated signal transduction; regulation of actin filament polymerization; signal transduction. Gene Ontology annotation, molecular function: GTPase activator activity. The record is from RefSeq and is a predicted model, not a curated record. Bases 251 to 2425 code for a protein of 724 amino acids.
GCUCACACACUGACGAGCGGCGGAGGGAAGGAGGGAGCGAACAACAGGGUGACGGAGGGAAAGAAGGAGGAGAGUCUGGUGUUAGAAUGAGUCGGCAACACAACAGCGCAGCGAUGGAACGCGCGCACGGAUAGAGACGCGCAGACAGACAGAUGGUCUGCAGACAGACAGACAGACAGACAGACAGUGUGUGGAUGUCAGCUCUGAGUGAAGCAGGAGGAAGAAGAAGAAGAGGAAGAGGAGGAGAAACAUGAGUCGGCAGCAGCAGCAGACCCAGGGAGUGGUUUUAACGGGUUACCACAGCAACGCGGAACUGUUGCCGAAAACUGGACUGUGCGCUCCCGGUUGUCCGCCAGCCCUGGACCCCGAGUCCUGCACCGGGCCCAGCCGCAGAACAGGCCACUACAGCGUGCAGCAGAACCAGAACACGCAACACGGAGACAGACAGACAGCCACCAAUGUUGCCAAAAGCAGCAGCAGCAGCAGCAGCAGCAGCAGCAGCAGCAGCACCGACCCGCCGCCGCUCCCCAAUCCGAGCUCUGCGCCCUGCUCCAGGGCCCAGCCCUCGUCCAGCCCGAAGCCUCACUCCAGCCCCAGGCACAGUCCCAACUCCAGGUCCAGGCCGCGACCCGCGUGCCAGCGCUGUAACUCUCAGGAAUCUCUGGAUGAGCUGGAGAUGGACGACUAUUGGAAGGAGGUGGAGAAUAUCACUCGCUCGGUGGGGGAAGCAGGGCGGGGAGAAGGUGGAGGAGAGGGGGAAGUUCAAGAGGAGGAGCAGCACAAAAUUCCUGAGGAGGGAGAGCAAGAGGAGGCCUGGCUUGCAGAGGCGGGGCUAACACGACUGUUUGAUGAUACACUGGCAGCUGACCAGGAUCAGGAAGAAGACAGCGCGGUGUUCCUGUCCACACUGACCAGAACUCAGGCGGCGGCCGUAGAACGCCGCGUGACAACAGUACAGCAGACGUUGCUCCGGCGACGCAACCGACAACACGUUCCCGAUGUCAGGGAUAUAUUCAGACCGCCUGAAAAGUCUGGCAGUGGUCAACACCUGGAUGAGGAGCCAAGUAAGUUUGAAAAAGGAAGUGAGAAUGGACAAAAAGAAGUCACUUCAGCUGAAACGGAGACAGAACUGAACCUUGAAGUGGCGUUUUCAGAGCAAGCGCUCAGUUACAGGGACAACCAUCAGAGAUUAAAGGUCACCACCGGCCCCAACUCACCUGACGACAAACUACCAAAUUUUAAGCUGCUCCGAGAUAAAACAGGUCAAACAAGAAUAGGAGAUCUGUCUCCUCUGGAUAUGAAAAAGGUUCGUAGACUGGUGCUUGUGGAGAUGACUGCUCUGUUUGACACUGCUGGGAUAGACCUCAAGGCUCACAAAGCUGUCAAAGUUAAGAGUAAAGAAAGUGGUCUGUUCGGUGUUCCCCUCGCCACUUUACUGGAUCAGGACCAGAGGCGCGCUCCUGGGACCAAAGUGCCAAUCAUAAUGCAGAGGCUUAUCUCUCACAUCGAGGAAGAAGGAUUAAACACAGAAGGGCUUCUACGGAUCCCUGGAGCGGCCACUAGAAUCAAGUCACUGUGCCAGGAGCUUGAGUCCUCCUUCUACGAUGGGAUGUUUCCAUGGCAACAGUUGAAACAGCAUGAUGCCGCGAGCCUUCUGAAGCUGUUCAUCAGGGAGCUGCCCCAUCCAUUACUGACCGUGGAGUACCUCAGCGCAUUUAUUGCUGUCAACAAGCUCCCCACAAAGAAGCAACAGCUGCAGGCUUUGAACCUGCUGGUGCUUUUGUUACCUGAGCACAAUCGGGAUACUUUGAAGGCAUUGGUGGAGUUCUUCCAGCGUGUGAUUGACCACCAGGCCAAGAAUAAAAUGACGCUCAACAAUGUCUCCGUUGUCAUGGCACCCAACAUCUUCAUGUUCAAAGGCUUUCGCUCCAAGGUCACGGAACAACAGGAGUUCUCCAUGGCAACCAGCACAGCCAACAUUGUCCGCCUGCUGAUUAGAUACCAGAAUCUUCUUUGGACGAUCCCCAAGUUCAUUGUGACCCAGGUCCGACAGCACAACAUGGAAAGUCAGCGAAAACAAAAUAAAGAGAGAGCUGUAAGAAAGCUGCUAAAGAAGAUCACCACAGAGAAACCGUCUGAUAAAGCUGUGCCUGAGGAAAGCUCACAGGGAUUUAUUCGAGUCCAAGCUCCCCAGUUCAGUAAAGUCUCAAUGGCAGUUCAUCUCACCGAAGAGCUGCAGGCUGCUGAUGUACUAACACGCUUCCUCAGCCAGGAUAGUCCGGUGGCAGUGAAACAAGAAGAGCUGUAUCUAUACGAGAUUGGUGGAAACAUCAAGGAGAGGUGUCUGGAUGGGGAGACCUACAUGAAAGACCUGUUCCAUCUGAACCCCUCAGCAGAGUGGGUCAUCAAAGCUGUGCAGCGAUGAACCUGUUGCUACUAUCAAACCCCGCUGGGUGCUGGAUUUCUCCAUGUGAGAUGUUUCCUGGUUCUCUGACCACUCAUACGUUUUUUAACAUGGGCGCUGUAACAUGGCUUUACACAUUUCUUUGGCCCUGGUAUCGACCGCAAAAUGCAAACAUUUAGCAUUGGCAACUUCAGAACUUAACUAAACCCAAUUUGUUAAAAUGCGUGGUAAUAUGUUUAUUUCCAGUUCUUUGGAUAACCAGAAUCCACAGAUGAAAAUAGAGGAAAAUUUGUGCAUGCAAAAACAAACUACGUUCACUCCAUGAUGCUUACUGGAAUGUUGCACCCCAGGUACCACUAACCUGAAGUACAACACAGUUGUGCGGUUGAAAGAAAACCUUCUUUAUGAGAAUACAGACCACUGUUGAACACUGGUGGAAAUUAGUUGUUUCUUCUAAUUUGUCUCAGCACUUAAGUCACAAUAUAGUGAUUCUUAUUAUGUUAUAUUCUACUAAGUAUUUCAUUUGUGAACUGUGAUUUAUUACCUAUAAUCAUGGUGUGUGGUGCCUGCUUUAAUAAGCUGGAUUAAUUUAGUUCGUGGCAAUCAUAAAAAUUCUAUCAAAUCUAUUGUUGACCAUCUUUGACAGUAUUGGCUUUUAUCUAUAUUUUUUUGGUAAAGGCCCUAAAAAGUAAACAAAUGGUCAUAAAUAGUGAAGCACUUCACUGUUAACAGAAUGAACAGAAUGUACCUUUAUGAUCGUAGCAUGAACCAGCACAAACUGGUCAAAAGCCUCCACUUACGGGUUUUUCGUGAUAAAUCUCUGUCACCAUCAGGUAACCAAGACACGCAAUGACGACAUCAUUGUUUUUAUGGCACAUUAAUAUUGCUGAACUGUUUGAACUGGGUGUUUGAGUGUGUUAAUGUAUAAAUCCCCUCCUCACAACAGCGGUUUUCAAAUGUGAAUAAACACAUUUUUUAGCCUGUCUGCAAGCUCACAUGGAAUAGAUCAAGUCAAUUGCCUUACACCUUUUGUACCAAAUAUGCAACCAUGCUAAAGAUAUGAUGGACUCUUACGUGAUCAUUUUAAAUAAAUCAAUUUCUCACUGUAUAAAUGGCCUUAUGAAAUUAUACUUUUAACAUAUUGGGUCCAAUACCUUAAUACCUUUGGCAUUUGAUCAGACUUUUGGCUGUGUAAUAAUAAUAAUAAUAUACACACAGUAAGUUGGCAGAGGGUGAAUUAAGCCAGGUAUAGAAAAACUGGCUGUACAAGUCUAAUCUGAUUCUGCCUGUGGAGGAUCAUAUCUGCACAAAGUCGAACUGCACAGAUGUUUCCCUUGUGAAAAGCUGUGGAGUGAUAACAGCAAACCAUGUGUCAUUUUUUUUUACCCAGUCUAUCACUCCCUGCCUUGCAUCAUCUUGUUAACUGUGAAUUUCUUUUUUUUCUUCAAUUAUUACUGCCUUGAAAAUGACCACUGAAACAGCCUGUAAAUAAACAUGUGCUUAUGAAUUA